Closterium sp. NIES-65 is the source of this 2277-nucleotide messenger RNA. The record is from the annotation of a GenBank genome assembly. Lineage: Eukaryota; Viridiplantae; Streptophyta; Zygnematophyceae; Desmidiales; Closteriaceae.
AUGCGGCGCACCAACAUCCGCUGUCUCUGCAUCGCGCUCGGCGCGCUCCAUACGGAGAAGAUGGACCGUCGGAUCUCGCAUCUCGUCUGCUCCGUGGCUUCCGGAGACAAGUACGAAUGCGCGAUGCGGUGGGGUAACGUGGCGGUGGUUACUGAGGAGUGGCUGCAUGCGUGCGUGCGAGCCAAUGGGAUCGUGCCAACUGGACCGUUUCACCCUCCGCCGUUGAGUCUGAGCCAACUGGAGGGGGGGCGGUUUCCCGUCACCCAGGGGUGCGCGCAAGCCGCGCGGAGGGGAGAGGCCGCGGGGACAGGGGAGGCUUCGGGGAGGGGAGAGGCCGCUGGGAGGGGAGAGGCUGCGGAGAAGGGAGAGGCUUCGGGGGAGGGAGACUCUGUGGGGAAGCGGAAGGCCGAGGGGAAGGUCUGGGGGAAGUUGGAGUUUGUGGGGCGAGGGGACACCGUGGUACCUGGCGGAAUGUCACAUGGUGGGGAGUUCGCAGGGGCAAGGGCUGCAGGGAACGUUGCAGGGGCACAAGUGGGAGUCUCACAGGUAGUAGGUUUUAGUGAGGCGUUGGAGACAAGAGAUGCUGUGAAAGCAGUUGGGACAGCGGCGGAUGAAGGAAUGGGAUGGGAGGAGCCGGAUCAAAGGGAGUGGUUGGCAAACACAGGGCGAAAUGAGUGGCUGGUCAGGGGUGGUGGGGUUACCAGGGACGGCGACAGGGUUGACAGGGCAGUGCUCGAGGGGAAAGGGGAUCAUAAAUUUAAGGUAAGAGACAGGAGGGAUGGUGAUGCACAAGAGAAAACCCAAGAAAAUGGGGAAACUGAGGAGAAUGAGGGGAAUAUGAGGAAGAGAGCACGGCAGAUGGAGGGAAAUGGCGAGUCUGGAGCAGAGGGAGCAGCUGCGAGGACGGUGGGAGAUGGCAUGGUGGUGGGUGUGGAAAAGAGUCGAGUCGACCCGGCCCAUCCCAAUGCUCGUGCUGCCUGUGCGUCCGCCCCUGGCGUAUACACCACUGCUGACGCCUCCCCUGCUGCUGCUGCUGCUGCUGCGGCUGUAUCUGCUGUGGUUGGUGAGGAGGACGGAAACAGGAGAGGGGGGCGUAGGAAGCGAAGUGGGGGAUCAAGGCAGAGGGGUGAGGAAGAGGGGGCUGAUGAGUCCGACGUUGAUACGAAUGGAGAUGAGAAGUUUCUCUGUGAUGCUGCCAGAGGGGACUGUGGUGAGCAUGCUGAGCGCACAGAGGGUGCUGCUGGUGAUUAUCAUGGUCCAAGUACUGCUGGUUACGGUGCUGGUGCUGAUGGUGGUAACCGCGAUGCUUGUAGCACUGGUGAAGACAAAGCAGGGUGUGGUGCAGGAGGGGAAGACAGAGCAGGGGUAGAGAAAGCAAGGGGAGAGAAAGCAAUGGGAGAGGGAGCAGGGGGAGAUGGAGCAGGGGAUGAUGCGGACGGGGCUGUUGAUGAAUCUGGCAACGAGGGGGAUCUAGCGUCUGCCAUUGAGACUCUUAUCACCUCCACCUCCGGGUUGCAUGGCGAAAGGGUGUCUUCCACUCUUUACCCCGAAAAUGGCAGGAGCUUUCACAGCAGCAGCCAGGGGAGUCACAAGGGUGUCACGGGAACAGUGUUUGCCGAACCGGCCAGGGGAACUUCUCGGAAGGUUCCGCUUUCUCAGAUUAAGGGGCAGGCGCUGGUGUUGUCACAUCAGAGCAGGGGAAGGAAUGGGAUGGGCGUGGGGGUGGGCGUGGGAAUGGGGUUUGGAGCUGGGUUGGGAGCAGUGCUUACAGGUAAGGUGCAUUGUGGGAGCAUGGAACAGCAUGAGAGGCACACUGGGGUUGCCGGUCCACAGGGAUGGGAUAAGGCCCGAACGGUGACAGGAGGAGGAAGGGUCUCUAUGGAAAGAGCGAACGAGGAGGUUUCGAAGAGUGGUUAUAGUGGGGCAGGUGGGAGUGAGAGGGGGGGGAGGGAUAGUGCUGGGAGGGAUGGUGCUGAGAUGGAGAGUGAUGGGAUGGAUCUGCUUCUGAUGACGCAGCCAGCUUCAGAGGUGGUUUCUUAUUUGUGCCGUGACGGGCAUAGGGAUGCGGUGAUAGCACAGGUGAAGGAGCAUGUGAGGAGACUCAAGAGCAGUGGAGGGAGUGGCAGCGUCUGUGGGAGUGGAUCUGGAGGAGGAGGAGCAGCAGGAGCGGGAGGGAGGGUGAGGAGGGAUGCAGUUGGUGUGUUGCCGUGUCUGCAAGGAUUGCUGCGAGCAGCAGAUGCCACUGCAGAGAUUGUUGUGGAGUCUCCAAUUGAUUGA